Messenger RNA from Cervus elaphus (red deer), 2468 nucleotides. RefSeq names its product sirtuin 5 (gene SIRT5). The transcript has 9 exons. Bases 1037 to 2053 code for a protein of 338 amino acids. The record is from RefSeq and is a predicted model, not a curated record. Gene Ontology annotation, molecular function: NAD+ binding; protein-malonyllysine demalonylase activity; protein-succinyllysine desuccinylase activity. NCBI's taxonomy places the organism in Eukaryota, Metazoa, Chordata, Mammalia, Artiodactyla, Cervidae.
GGAUCGAACCCGGGUCUCCUGCAUUGCAGGCAGACACUUUAACCUCCGAGCCACUUGGAGAAUAUCUUGUAAAUUAAUGGAAAAUUUAGCAAAACAAUUCCUACAUUCAUUAAAAGAACUCAUGAUUUUUUGUCUUAUAAGUGUUUUUUAUUUAAUAUUACAAUUUAGAAUUUUAUCUAAUUUCCAGUUGACAAUCAGCAGCAGUUUGAAAUACUCCAGCUUUUUAGUACCUUUUAAAGUUUUAACUAUAAAACUAAAACUUACAGUUUUAGUUAAGCUAAACUUGUAGUUUUUAACUACAAGGCUGAAUAGUAUUCCCCUGGAUGAAACACAUCCAGUGAUGAGCUAUAUCUGUUAUGGAUGAACCACAGUUUGUUUAUCCGUUUAUAAAUUGAUAGGCCUUUGGUUUGCUUCCAGCUUUUGACCUGCUACCAUCUGAUAGGCCUGUUGAAUGUAAAUAAUUUCGCAGGACACCAACAUCAAACAAGGCUAGCUGUAAUCAUGAUCAAUCAGGACAAAAAUAAGACAACUUCAUAAUUAGGCCUGAAACCAGAUAUAAGUAAGAACUUUCUCUAAACCACAAAAGUGACAAGACACCCUCCUAUCUUGGCUGAUAGGAGGGCCUGUUGCCUCUUGACCAAUCCCGGCUCAAGCUUUACUUCACUCCCUCCUCUUUAGAUCACGUUCACUGAAAUAUCCACUAAAAGGAAACUUUUCCCAGACAACAUCCAGCGUAGAUCAGAGCCUCCUUCCAUGACUCUCCCCAGCCUUACCCAACACAAGCCCAAACCCUUUUGUCCUAACUUCGUCAAGAUGAGCUUCUUUGGUGACUCACUGGUAAAGAAUCUGCCUGCAAUGCAGGAGAUGAGGGUUCAAUCCCUAUGUUGGAAAGAUCGCCUGGAGGAGGAAAUGGCAACCCACUCUAGUGUUCCUGCCAGGAAGUCGCAUGGAGAGAGGGGCCUGGCGGGCUACAAUCCAUGGGGUUGCAGGAGACACACUACUUAUGGACUAAGCCACCACCACCGAGGUCACCAAUAUGUCGCCAAUAUGCCUGCAGCUCCUCACCGUGAGCUGCUCCCUCCUUGCGCUUGCUCAGCUGCAGUGCAACACAGAAAACCUGAUGCCACCUCUCUGGAUUGUCCGGAACCGAUUGUUUUCCCAGCUGUAUUGUGGACUGAAGUCUCCAAUCUCCACACAAACCAAGAUUUGCCUAACAAUGGCUCGUCCAAGUUCAAAUAUGGCCGACUUCCGGAAGUGUUUUGCGAAAGCCAAGCACAUAGUCGUCAUUUCUGGGGCCGGCAUCAGCGCUGAGAGUGGGGUUCCGACGUUCAGAGGAGCGGGAGGUUACUGGAGGAAAUGGAAAGCCCAGGACCUGGCCACCCCGCAGGCCUUCGCCCGGAACCCGUCCCAGGUGUGGGAGUUCUACCACUACCGGCGGGAGGUGGUGCAGAGCAAGGAGCCCAACGCCGGGCACCUGGCCAUCGCCGAGUGCCAGGCCCGGCUGCACGGGCAGGGCCGACAGGUGGUGGUCAUCACCCAGAACAUCGACGAGCUGCACCGCAAGGCUGGCACCAAGAACCUUCUGGAAAUCCAUGGUAGCUUAUUUAAAACUCGAUGUACCUCUUGUGGAGUUGUGGCUGAGAACUAUAAGAGUCCAAUUUGUCCGGCUUUAUCAGGAAAAGGGGCUCCAGACCCCACAACUCAAGAUGCCGGAAUCCCAGUGGAGCAACUGCCCCGGUGUGAAGAGCCAGGAUGUGGGGGCCUGCUGCGACCUCACGUGGUGUGGUUUGGAGAAAACCUGGACCCUGCCAUCCUGGAGGAGGUUGACAAAGAGCUGGCCCUCUGUGACUUGUGUCUCGUGGUGGGGACUUCCUCCGUGGUCUACCCUGCUGCCAUGUUUGCCCCCCAGGUGUCAGCCCGCGGCGUGCCCGUGGCCGAAUUCAACAUGGAAACCACCCCGGCCACGAACAGAUUCAGGUUUCAUUUCCAGGGGCCAUGUGGGACAACUCUUCCUGAAGCCCUCGCUCCUCAUGAAACUGAAACUGUUUCAUAGCCAUCCUGGGGAAGGAAGAAAUCUAAGUACCAAGCCACCAGCAGGGGAGGCAGUCUUGUGGGUGGUGAGCCAAAUACUGGAAAGUCUGAAAAUAUCUUUUGAUUGCCGGGCUGGAAUCCAAACUGCUGAUGGUUGAUGGGGACUUGGAAGCAACAGUAGUAACUGUGUUCAGAAGGAGAAGUCACAGGACUUCUGAAGUCAGUUCCUGUUAUUUUGUUUGAUCCUAAACAUAAGUCUGAUAUGUUUGGUUGGUUACUGGGUAACUUUGUAAUUAGAUUGUCUAAAAGUGAUUCUGCUGAUUGUGUUUUUGCUAUUUGGGCAGAGAUAGAAAUAGAGGGGUAAAACUCGGGUAUUUCUGAUUGUUGCGCAAGGUUUGGUGGAAAAUGAAAUCACUCUCUAUGCAGGUAACUUAUUG